AUGGGCAUAUUCAACUGGCUCUGCUGCAUUCCCUCAAGCACAUCUCCUCCCCCGCUCUCAGCCUCGUCUCAGCCUCGUCACCACCACCAUCCCACCACCACCAACUCAGCAAACCAUGGCUCCUUAGGGGAAGAAACUGGCUACACCUCACCAUCUGACCUCCCAGCCUACACGCCCCGCCCCGUCAGCAUCCACGAAAAGACACUAGAACUACACAUGCGCGAUCCCCCGAUCUCAUCCACCUCUACCACGUCUAAUCACUACCCGAAUCAUCACCAAGAGAGUCAACACGACUACCCCGACGAAAAAGCCCACUACCAAUACGACCAGGAUCAUCAUCCACUCCCGUUACGAAAUAGUAAUCGUCCCGAGGAUCUCUCGUCCGACGUCUCCUCUGCUAUCUCGUUUACUAGUAGUUACGGGAACACGUCCACCGCGACGAGGGAUACGCCGCCGCCGCCGUAUUCUCCGAGAGAGGGAUCGCCUGUGCCGGGCCGGUCGAGGUCGGCUUCUUCGGUCUCGGGACGGGGGAUGGGAUGGGCUCCAGGUGUUGGUAAUGGUGGUGGUGGUGGGGUCCCGACGCAGAUGAUGCAGAUUGCGCAGCCGAGGCCUGUUUUUCAGAGACGGGAGACGUUGAUGAGGAGUUUGGUUGCCAGGAGGAGUAUCGAGGAAGAGGUCGAGGGGAGGGGGUAUUAG
Messenger RNA from Aspergillus melleus, 696 nucleotides. RefSeq lists its product as uncharacterized. Lineage: Eukaryota; Fungi; Ascomycota; Eurotiomycetes; Eurotiales; Aspergillaceae. The transcript has a single exon. The record is from RefSeq and is a predicted model, not a curated record. Bases 1 to 696 code for a protein of 231 amino acids.